Aspergillus fijiensis CBS 313.89 is the source of this 887-nucleotide messenger RNA. RefSeq lists its product as uncharacterized. The record is from RefSeq and is a predicted model, not a curated record. NCBI's taxonomy places the organism in Eukaryota, Fungi, Ascomycota, Eurotiomycetes, Eurotiales, Aspergillaceae. The transcript has a single exon. Bases 146 to 796 code for a protein of 216 amino acids.
AAUCAACCAACAGCAAGUAAUACACAACUCCGGCUGCUCUUCCUCCAAUCUCAUCGCAGGAACAUGGGUCUAGAGCACCUCCAGCCAACGGAAUCCAAUCAAAGCACACGGAGCUGACUUUAUCCAUGCUCACCUCCAGGUCGUUAUGAUCGCCAUAGUGUUGCGAAUCAUUCUUCCAUCUAGACGAAACCCGACCAAUGACUGUCGCACAGCUUGUAUCCAAGUCCCAAGUCACGCAAAGGUAUCACCAACCGCCCUGCCCCCUCUCAACACGCUCGAACAUGCAUCGUGGUCUCUCGAUAUCCACCUCCUUGUUACCGUUACUAACACAGCACGCGAGGAACCACGGACUAUACACGAAGUCUUGGCCCACUGGGUACCAUCCACGGUUCCGCCCUCAGCCACCAAGCCACAUCCACAGUUACGGGACGUAGCUCCAGCCACAGCCACUCAUCGCUUCGGCUUCAAAAAUGACGCUGCACUCGGGAUUCAGGCAGGCUGUCAUUUGCCAGCUGCGCAGCCACCGGGAAGGGUGUGUGCGCAUAUAAGUGGAUCGCUUAGGCGACAGACGCGAAGAAAACCUGCUGCCGUCGACGACCAGCUCAGGCAUCCUGCAACGCGUGUCGGUAAGGAUGACCACGUUGGGAAUGGUUGCCCAGAGGAGAGGUAUGCUGUAAGUUGGCGGCGAGUCAGUGGCAGAGAUGACAGCGCCAGCGACAGGAGGAGAGACAGGUGCUUGGUUGUGUCGCCAAGCUCAUGCUGCAGAUGUAUGUAUUUUAACUCAGAUGUAUGCUAGCAAGUGUCGGCCGCUAGAUACGCAAGGGACUGCGGCAUCAAGGUAGGUAACUACCGGUGACUAGGUAGCUACUCGACCCUCUCUUCGCCUA